Messenger RNA from Arachis stenosperma, 1413 nucleotides. Its product is annotated as monodehydroascorbate reductase-like. Gene Ontology annotation, molecular function: flavin adenine dinucleotide binding; oxidoreductase activity, acting on NAD(P)H. The coding region runs from base 1 to 1299 and encodes 432 amino acids. Lineage: Eukaryota; Viridiplantae; Streptophyta; Magnoliopsida; Fabales; Fabaceae. The transcript has 10 exons. Gene Ontology annotation, cellular component: cytoplasm. The record is from RefSeq and is a predicted model, not a curated record.
AUGGUGAAGAACUUGAAGUACGUUAUCCUUGGUGGAGGUGUUGCUGCUGGUAAUGCUGCAUGGGAAUUCGUCAAACAGGGACUUCAGCUUGGGGAGCUGGCAAUCAUAUCCAAAGAAGCGGUACCACCUUAUGAACGUACUAUACUAAGCAAGUCUUACCUUCAUCCUGAGUUCCCUAAUAGACUCCCUAAGUUCUAUGUUAACGAUCCAACUAGAAGAGAAACAUUGCUUCCUGAGUGGUACAGUGAGAAAGGUAUAGAGUUGAUUCUCAGCACAGAAAUAGUGAAAGCAGACCUUGCUGCAAAAUCUCUGACAAGUGCGGGAGGAGAAACAAUCAGUUAUCAGAUUUUGUUGAUUGCAACUGGCUCAGCUGUUAUAAGAUUGAGUGAUUUUGGUGAUGCAAAAAACAUCUUUUACUUUAGGGAAGUUGAUGAUGCUCAUAAACUAUAUGAAGCAAUUAAAGCAAAGAAGAAUGGCAAAGCUGUGGUUGUUGGAGGUGGAUACAUUGGUAUAGAGCUGAGUGCAAGGUUGAGCGACAACAAUCUUGAUGUUACCAUGGUCUACCCAGAACCUUGGUGUAUGCAUGGACUUUUUACAUCUGACAUAGCUGCUUUCUAUGAGGGAUACCUUGCGAAAAAGGGGGUCAAUAUUAUGAAAAGAACAAUUGUUGUUGGAUUCACUGCCAAUUCUGAUGGAGAGGUGAAAGAAGUCAAACUAAAGGAUGGGAGGGUCCUAGAAGCUGAUUUCGUUGUUGUUGGUGAUGGAGGAAGGCCACAAACAGCCUUAUUCAAGGGACAAAUUGAAGAAGAGAAGGGUGGAAUUAAGACGGAUGGCUUCUUAAGGACCAGUGUUCCUAAUGUGUACGCUAUUGGUGAUGUUGCUACUUUCCCCUUGAAGUUAUGCAACGAGUUUAGAAGAGUUGAACAUGUCGAGCAUGCUCGCCAAUCAGCUGCAAUAGCUGUGCAGGCCAUCAAAGCUGCCGAGAAAGGGGAAAUAGUGCAAGAGUAUGAUUACCUUCCAACAUUCUUUUCCUACCCGCCUGAAAUGUUUUGGUAUUUCUGCGGUGACAACGUAGGUGACACCGUGCUAUUUGGAGACAGCAGCCCCGAGUCAGCUAAUCCCAAGUUUGGGUCAUACUGGAUUAAAGAUGGGAAUGUUGUCGGCGCCUUUUUGCUGAGAGCAAGCAUUGAGGAGGUCCAGGCUAUGUCCAAUUUAGCAAGGGUCCGACCUUCAGUCCAGAAUGUGGAUGAACUUGCAAGGGAAGGUUUUUCCUUUGCUAGAAGAAUAUUGAACCUUUAGUUUCGAAUGAUAACUCUAAGGGUGAUUGCAUAGAAUAAAUUUCUGUACUGACUUCAUUUUACUUUGGGUUUAUGCGAUUGUGUCAUAGAGGAACUUUUGUAUGUUUUAUUUGAU